UGCCAGCUCUUCUCUGAGGAAAUUUGCAUCAUGCAGCAGCGGGAGGCCUCUUGAAGACUGCUUCACUGAGCCAUGGUCUGCUCGGCUGCCCCUGUGCUACUCCCGGCCAUGACUCUCCCUCUGGUGGGAUCACCACUUGUCCGAGAGUCCCAGCCUGGACAGGGUCAGGCUGGAGGGGAAUCAGGGCAGCAAUUGGACCAAGAACGUGGAGCAGGUGAAUCGGUCCUGGUCUCCGUCUAUGUACAGCUGUACUUUUCAAGUGAGCGCCAGCCGGCGGCACUCUCUGGGCCCAUGACUCUCCCCACCGCCUCGGCUUCCUCCGCCCCAGUAACUCUCACUGGCCUCAGCCUCACAGCCGAGUGCGAUGUCACCCACAAGGGGUGUAACUACUGUGCUUGCCUCUCCGGGUACCAGUGGAACACCAGCGUCUGCUCCCAUCACCGGCCCUGCCAAACCCCCGUCAAGCACCGGCCUUGUGGCUGCCUUGUCUUCGGCCCUGCUGAAGCCGGGUACUGCCAGCUGCUGCCACCUGGUGAGGAGGAGCUUAGCUGCCUCAAGGGCCGCAAGUUCCUGCUCCGGGGGUCCUAUCUUUUGCCUCCCGCAGUCCCCGCGGCCCUGAGCCUCAACUCCUGGCUGCAGACGCCUGGCGACACCCUGAACCUGACCCUCCUCACAAGCCAGGAGACCACCAACCUGAACUGGUUCCUGUGGCCCACAGGGAGCCCCAGCCCCAUCCUCCUGCGGGCAGGGUCACGUGUGUCCUUGACCUCCAGCCGGAACCGGGCUGUCCUCAGCAUUGUCAACAUCUCCCAUAAAUGGGCAGGUGAGUACAUAUGCUGCUUUGAGGCCCGGGGAUUCAGGUGGGAGCUGCACCAGAUGGUGAGGGUGCCCCUGCAGGUGACAGAUGUGGCUGGGCUCCCAGACCAGCUCUCCAUCUCCUGUGCCACCUCCCCUGGCUUCCAGCUGAGCUGCUGCAUCCCCAGUGCCCACCUGGGCUACACGGCUUCCUGGAGCCCCAGAGACGGCAAUGAAGCCUGCUUAUUCAACACGCCGGACUCCCAGUGCUUCGUGCUGGCUGUUCAGAGCUGCCCUGCAGCCGACACUACGUGCACUUGUGACCUGCAGAGCCCGGGACUGAGCCCUCUCAGGGUUGCCGUCUCUGUCACCGUCAUCCAGAAUGGAGACAACAGCCCUGAGGACUCUUCGACUAUUGCCUGGAACGUCACCAAGGCUGGCCAUGUGGCACAGGCCCCGUGUCCCGGGAAGAGGAGGGGCAUGGUGAAGAGGCCUUGUAGGCCUGAGGGGGGCUGGGGGCCCAUCCACAGCAGCUGCACGGACACGGGGCUCCUGGCCUUGCUUCUUAGAGCCCGGGUAAAGCUUCUGACCCUGCUGCCCACGUGCCCCCUCCUCCACGACCUACCCCUUCCUCACUCAGGACCCAACUUUAGAGUCCUUUCCCCCAGAGACCCAGCCCGAAGGGUAUUCAGGUUCUCUGAACUGGAGCCCUGGCAGAGCCAGGAAGCAGGUGUGGGCCCCUCAGAGCGGCCAGAGCGCUCAUGGCAGGGAGGGUGCAGGUCCCAAGCCUUAAUCCCAACAAGGGUCUGCCCCACAAAACUUGGUGUCAGUUUCUUCCACGUGGCUUGCUCCCUUCUCUGCUUCUGGCUCCCCUGGGACAGGGCGUGGAUCUGGGGAGAAAGGAGCUGGACUGGGGAGGAGGUGGCCCCUCCUUCUUCAGGGCUCGCCCACGCCCACCCCCCUGCUGUCUUAUCUGCCUCAGCUGCUGAGGGCUGGCCUGUGGACGAGGUACCACAGAUCUCGGCACAGCUGCUGGAGCAGGCAGUGGUGGUGACCCCACCCACCGACUCAUUGGCACUGGUGGCCACCAUGACAAUCCUGGCCAAGGUGGUAGCACAUUCCAGAAUACAGCUCAACGGCAGUGCCCUGGAGGUGAGAUCCUUGAGCCACAUCAGGGCCAGCUGGGUAGUGUGGGCUGGCAAAUCUUCACCUCUGGGCAUUUCUGUCCCUCUGACAUCACCAUGGGCUGUCAGAUGGCAGACUCUUCUAGAGUCCAAGUGUCUGCUCCUCUCGUCCAUUUCUCCUCUUGGAUACCAGUCUCCAAGGCCGCGGAGUGUGGAGGAGGCCUGAUGCUGGGAACACAUGGGAGGUCAGGGAAGGCAGGGAGGGGUGUGGAGACAGGAGUUCAGAGGCCUUCACGCACAUGCAGAUAUGCGGAUAUGACGUGAAUCCCCCCGUGCCCACACACA
Orcinus orca (killer whale) is the source of this 2264-nucleotide messenger RNA. It is a transcript of the gene ADGRF3, whose product is annotated as adhesion G protein-coupled receptor F3. Gene Ontology annotation, cellular component: membrane. The record is from RefSeq and is a predicted model, not a curated record. Lineage: Eukaryota; Metazoa; Chordata; Mammalia; Artiodactyla; Delphinidae. Gene Ontology annotation, molecular function: G protein-coupled receptor activity.